CUUACUUACUCUUCCACACGUACUCCAUUGUUUCACCCGCGCCACUGUUCCCGGCAUUCCAAGAUCCCGUCUAUAUACUCGUACCAAACCCGCGCUCCCGCUACUCGUCUUUUACUACCUACUCAAUCAAUCAAUCAAUCCAGUCAAUCUAUCUGAAUAUUGCUUCCAUCGUCACACAACCCCACGCUGGCUGCCAAUAGCUUCACCCGCCUGAUCGACAUGGACACCCACACCGAGACCAGCACAAUGUCCACCAACGCUGCUGGCAAGAUCCCAGACAAGGGCCAGACAAACGGCUCCUCGUCCACCGCGCCCGCCUUCCGCCCACAACCCGCCAUGAAAGUCGAGCCCCCGCGCCAGGAAGACUUGCAGCAGAGCUACGCUCAAAUCGUCGACGCCAAUGCCAACCCGGACAACUGGUACGGUUCCAUGAUCAACGCCUUUGGCGCCUGCAUUGGAACCCUCGGUGCCGUCCCCUGCUGCAUCUGCUGCCCGAACCCCUACAAGCAGGUCCACCAAGGCAACGUUGGCCUGGUCACCAAGUUCGGCAAGUUCUACAAGGCCGUCGAUCCCGGUCUAGUCAAGAUCAACCCUCUCAGUGAACGUCUCAUCCAGGUCGAUGUCAAGAUCCAGGUUGUUGAGGUUCCCAGACAAGUCUGUAUGACCAAGGAUAAUGUUACCGUCGACCUUACUUCCGUCAUCUACUACCACGUCACACGACCCCACAAAGUCGCAUUCGGUAUCCAAAACGUGAAACAGGCUCUAGUUGAGCGUACGCAGACCACUCUACGCCAUGUCGUCGGCGCCCGUGUGCUACAGGACGUCAUCGAGCGUCGCGAAGAGAUCGCCCAGAGCAUUGGGGAGAUUAUUGAGGACGUCGCGUCGGGCUGGGGUGUCCAGGUAGAAAGCAUGCUGGUCAAAGACAUCGUCUUCAGCGCCGAACUCCAGGGAUCACUGUCCAUGGCUGCCCAGAGCAAGCGUAUCGGUGAAAGCAAGAUCAUUGCUGCUAAGGCCGAGGUGGAAUCUGCCCGUCUCAUGAGACAGGCUGCCGACAUUCUAAGCUCUGCUCCCGCCAUGCAAAUCCGCUACCUCGAGGCCAUGCAGGCUAUGGCCAAGACAGCCAACUCAAAGGUCAUCUUCCUGCCCGCUGCCAAUCAAACCAUGCCUAGCACGUCGGCUUUCAACGCUGCCAUAGCCGAGACCAGCAAGAGUUUUGCCGAGGGUGAAGGCGACUUUGACAAAUCCAAUGAUGAUGGCUUCCAACAGGCCAUGCAUGCUCGAGUUAUUGAGAACAUUUAAGGCUCUGAUUUCACCGUGACUUUCAACGCCUCCAAGAUUGCCUUGCCGACUGCCGCCCCAAUAAUUGAAGUAAAAAAAAAAAAAAGCAACAAAAAAAUUACAUGGCCGAAGGGCGCCGAGCUUCGCUCGCAGUUUGAUGAUUUCUUGA
Molecule: messenger RNA, 1447 nt
Organism: Xylaria bambusicola
Lineage: Eukaryota; Fungi; Ascomycota; Sordariomycetes; Xylariales; Xylariaceae
Product: stomatin family protein
Exons: 2
Coding region: 220-1299 (359 amino acids)
Cellular component (GO): plasma membrane
Source: RefSeq, a predicted model, not a curated record